AACCCGGCGAGAGGAGAGCGAGAGCCAUCGACGGCGGCAAAGAUGCAGAUCUUGGUGAAGACGUUGACCGGGAAGACAAUCACGCUCGAGGUGGAGUCCUCGGACACCAUCGACAACGUCAAGGCUAAGAUCCAGGACAAGGAAGGUAUCCCGCCGGACCAGCAGCGCCUCAUCUUCGCGGGGAAGCAGCUGGAGGAUAGCCGCACUCUCGCCGACUACAACAUCCAAAAGGAAUCCACGCUUCACCUGGUACUGCGCCUCCGCGGCGGCAGCAGAGGUGGAUACCCCAAGAACCUUGAGCCCAACCUGCGCAUCCUUGCUCAAAAGUACAAUGAGAACAAACUAGCCUGCCGCAGGUGCUAUGCACGCCUACCCGCCAGGGCCACCAACUGCCGUAAGAAGAAGUGUGGCCAUAACAAUCAGGUGAGAGAACCUUAUUUCCCCGUGUUAUUGAAGUGCUUUACCCCUUUAGACAGAGGCUAACACAUCUGUCCUGUUCAGCUGUUCUUGGUUAUCAUAUCACUAAGUAUCUUGUUCGGCC
This is a messenger RNA of Aegilops tauschii subsp. strangulata, 541 nucleotides long. RefSeq names its product ubiquitin-ribosomal protein eL40z fusion protein-like. Gene Ontology annotation, biological process: translation. Gene Ontology annotation, molecular function: protein binding; structural constituent of ribosome. NCBI's taxonomy places the organism in Eukaryota, Viridiplantae, Streptophyta, Magnoliopsida, Poales, Poaceae. Gene Ontology annotation, cellular component: ribosome. The record is from RefSeq and is a predicted model, not a curated record.